AUGCCAUACGGCCGCCCCCCGCCCGUCCUCCUCACCUCGACUCUCGUCCCCAUCUCCCUCCUUCUCAUCCUCAACCCCCUCCUUCCCCUCGUCCGCUCCCACCUCCCCCCAACCGUUGCCGGGGUCUUGCCAAAGUCCCUGCUUGCGGAUGGCCCGCCGACUUUACCAGCCCUCCAGGCGAGUAUUGGGUUCGCGAUACUAGCCUUUGUGGGAGGGGUAUGGGUAGUGCCAAGAGUGGGAGAAGCCUUCGUCGACAAGGGUCUGCGGGGCAGAGAUCUUUUGAAGCCUGGGGGUAGAGAGAGCGGGCCUUGGAUACCAGAGAGCUUGGGUCUCCCGUGUGCAAGCUUGUAUAUCGCUCUGAUGAUGCUGUUCAUCCCUUUCCCGUUCUCCCAUCUAUUCCAAGGAGGCACCCUGGAAGUGUUCCCUCAGCGCGAACUGACGUUAUACCUCUCGUCUCUCCUCUCACUUCUGACGGCGACCCUCCUAGGCUUCAUCGACGACCUGUUUGAUAUCAGAUGGCGUCACAAGCUGCCUAUCCCCAUCGUUGCCGCUGUCCCAACGCUCCUGGUAUACUAUUCUGUAGGAGGCGUGACGAAUGUCGUACUUCCCAUGAGUGUUGCUGGAUGGGUCAAGAGUGUAGGAGAACUGGUCGGGCUGGGCCCCAUAUACUACAUCUACCUCGUCCUCCUGCCCACAUUCACCACCAACUCGAUCAACAUUCUCGCCGGCAUCAACGGCGUCGAAGUCCUCCAAGCCUUCGUCAUCGCCCUCUCCGUCAUCCUGAACGACCUUUUAUACCUGCCCAUCUGGUCCCCUACCCUCCUCACCUGGUUGGAUGUCACUGGGAAAGGUGUUUCAGAGGGACGUCUUCUCGAAUGGGCGUUGGGAGAAGUGGUGGAUCGGCAUUUGAUGAGUCUGUAUUUCAUGGGUCCCAUGGCCGGGAUCUGUGCUGGGUUCUUGUGGCAUAACUGGUAUCCCGCCGCUGCAUUCCCCGGAGACACAUUUUGCUACUUUACAGGCAUGGCAUUCUCCGCCGUCGCCAUUCAGGGACACUUUUCCAAGACCCUCAUCCUCUUCUUCAUCCCUCAAAUAUUCAACUUUAUCUUGUCUUGUCCGCAGUUGUUCGGGCUGGUGCCUUGUCCCAGGCAUAGACUUCCUUCGUUUGACAAUGAUACCGACCUACUCCAUCCCUCACGCGAGACAUUCGACCAGCCCCCUCCCGCCAAGACAGCCAUCACCCUCCGCAUCCUCGAGGCGUUGCACCUCGUUCAUCUCGAGUAUACCCCUCCAUCACCCGACAAGCCACAAUAUAUCAAAUCCACCUCCAACCUCACCCUCAUCAACUUUUUGCUCGUGCUCUUUGGGCCCAUGAGGGAGCCGACGCUGUGUACCUUGGUCGGGGGGGUGCAAGUGCUGGGUAGUGCCAUCGCAUUUGGGAUCAGGUAUGGGGUUGGGAGUUGGUUUUAUGGAGGCGAGAGACGGUGA
This is a messenger RNA of Cryptococcus wingfieldii CBS 7118, 1485 nucleotides long. RefSeq names its product UDP-N-acetylglucosamine-dolichyl-phosphate N-acetylglucosaminephosphotransferase. The record is from RefSeq and is a predicted model, not a curated record. The transcript has 6 exons. Gene Ontology annotation, biological process: dolichol-linked oligosaccharide biosynthetic process; protein N-linked glycosylation. Gene Ontology annotation, cellular component: membrane. Gene Ontology annotation, molecular function: UDP-N-acetylglucosamine-dolichyl-phosphate N-acetylglucosaminephosphotransferase activity. The coding region runs from base 1 to 1485 and encodes 494 amino acids. NCBI's taxonomy places the organism in Eukaryota, Fungi, Basidiomycota, Tremellomycetes, Tremellales, Cryptococcaceae.